UGUAUCAGUGAAUUUUAUGAUGCCGUUGCCAAGAUGCAUUAUUGGUAACCAAUAGUUUCCAGAGAGCCUUGUUUGGGUUUGCAGCACGUGGAAUUUAAAAGGCGCCAAAAAAAGCAGACGUUACACAGUCACAGACGACCUUUUGUCAUUUUAAUUGUGCAUUACAUGUAUUCCUGACUAUUAGCUUUCACUAAAUGGAAGUUACACAAGAACCUAAGAUGACCCGGAUAUUUACAUUCUUUCUGUGUUUUCUGAUAACUGGUCAAGUGUUGGCUGCUCCAGCUGACAGAUAUAUCGAAGAAGAGGGAGACUCAGUCGAGCAAGAACUAAUCAGGCACCAUCAUUCUACAGCAGCAGACAUAUUGAAAUCUAAAAACAAACAAUACUCUAGUGAAUCUGAGGAAACUUCGGCAAUAGAGAGUAUAGAGGAUGUCGCGGAAACAGAAGACGAAGACGAUGGACCAAUCACAGAGGACGACAUAUAUGACAUCACAGUUGGUGACGUCAUCCGUGAUGUUCUCCUUACAUUAAGAGACCACCCAGAAAUUGUUCGACAGCUUAUUGCAAGUGAGAAGGCAAAACUGUCUGAACAGAUUGAUGCCUUUAACAACCUUGUUGAUGGGGAUUCAGCAGGUGACAGUCUUGCGGGAUACAUGAAACCAGCGGAACAGCUCAGUAAAGUACCAAAAAGUGUGGAAAAGAAAACUGGGCGUUCAGGGAUGGCAGUGGUUCCAGGUCAAUCACAGGCAGAAGAGAAACGCGCAGACGAAGUGGUAAAUGAUGAAUACGCCCGCGAUGCAGACACAGACGAAUCGGAAGAGUACAAAGAUUUCAUACAGAAACCACAAGAAGGGGGUCGGGAUGAUCCAAUGUUUGAGUAUGAAAAACAUACGGAAUCAGCAGGCGAUACAAAUUCUGAUGAAUCAUCAAUCUCGGAAGACGAACAAGCAGACACAAGUGAAUCAGUUGCAGAUUCAAACGAAAAUCACAAUACUGCCCGAUUACAAUACAGAUAUCCAAUUUUGAACCCCCUAAAAUUGUUUAAGGGAUAUGGACAACCUUCAAACAGUAGAUCUGAAAAUACGAGGGACCAGGAAGAAGUUACAUCUGGGUCACAUGACAAUCGAGCAUCGAAUGAAAAUGACAGUAGUGAACACGCAAACAACUCAGAUGACUUGGCUCGAGUGCUACAGAAAGUUCGCACGAGAAAAGCUGAUGACAAUGCCAAGGACAAAGACAGUAACAGUGACAACCAUUUCAUAAAAAUGUAAACUCAACAUAAGGUCGUUUCUCUUUCAAACAGCUGAAAGCAAUUUUAAACUGUGAACUUAAAUAUACGGAAAUGUCACACUGCGAACUGAGACUUUUACGCCUGGUGGCUUUCAAAUGUGUUUGGACGAGUUUUCAAGUAAAAUCUAACAAAACGGUUAAGCAUACUUUGUAAAAAUCUCAUUUCUGGUUAUCUGCACGAUUUUACAUGCGAACAAACGUUUCUACAGUAUAAACAGACACGCAUGACAAGAACUACAUUUUGUGUUACUAGCGUCAUUUGACAAUUCAUCUGUUUGUAAAGGGAAAAUGGGUCUGUAACAUUAAUACAGAACGUGAUAAUUGCACGUAAUAUAACGUGCACAGAUUUAUUGUAUAAUGUUCAAUUACAAAACAAUUGUGUGUGUACAGUUCACCCGUCAUGUUCUGUUAUAAUUGUGACUGGUAUUUGAUUGUUCAUUUUGCACAUAUGUAAUGCCCACUUGUGUGGAAAUAACACAUCUCUAGAAUGUAAGCACAGUGUUUACAGAAACACGUCUUUUACCAAUACAUAAUUUUUAUUUCCGCAACAUUAGUUUUAGGUAGUUCUGCACGUCCGAUAAACCGAGGUCAUGAUAUAACGUCAUUUAUCCGGAUAACAUAGAAUAAAGCCUGGACUCGGCAUACGGAGACUAUCGUAAAUGCUAACAAAUAAAUGCAUCAUGACACCACUUUUACUUUCACAAGUUUUAUUCCGGUGAUAUACCAUCAACUAUAAUUCUAUACAAUAUGCUUUAUAUCUACUUAAAAUCAAUACUUUUUCGAGACAAUACAUACAAAGACUUAUAGGAGGGAAGUUCUCACAUCAUUAUUACUCUCUGUUGUUAGAUUACACAUUGCGUUAUAAAUGUCUGGAAUCACCUGACUGCACUUAAACCCUCCCAAACCAUUUGUAUUAAAGAGAAUUCCUAUAGUUUUUUUUCCUUUCAUAGAAAAUUUUUAAAUUCACAUAUAUGAUAGGAAAAUUUGUGCUGAAAACAAUGAACAAAUAAAAAAGAUAGGUCACCAGGCUUGUUUUUGUGAAAAAUUGUUUUGAACACACCCACUGUUGUUGAAACUGCUAGCGAUUUCUCAACAUUUUCAUAAUUUUCUGCUUUUUUGUAAAUACCAACCAAAAUAUACAUCAAGACAGCACAAUAAGUUUUUUUUCUUUUUACAGAUUUUGUUAUUUACUUAUUUGAUAUCAUAGUCAUAUUUGUAAUACUCUAUCCUUACAAUAAUGGGUACAAAUGAAAAAAAAAAUAUUGUUUCAUAUUUACUUUUGUGAACUUUUUUCAGUGAAAAAUGCCCAUAGUGAAGAAUAUUUUUUUAACUUUUGAAAAAACUCUUUCAUAGAAUUUUUUCUUGUUUUUCUUAUGUAUAGAUAAUUGUAUUGUGAGCAUAAAAAUGGCUAAAAAUGUAUGGGUCACCAGGCUAAUUUUUAUGUUAAGACCGCUAGCGUAAACACCUGUUCGGACGGAAAAUGGCGCGAAACCGGCCAAACUGAUUACAUGUAUGUCUGCUAGAAGUUAAAAAAAGUUUAAAAAAUUGUUAAUUCUUUCUAUAAUUGAAUACUAAAUAAUCUGAAAGGUGAUAAUGUCUUAUCAGUACUAAGUCAAUUAUCUUACAUUACAUGAACAACACUGUCUUUGUACUAAAAUGCGAUGUGAAAACACAACCACAAAAAUAGCAAGAUACCUGUCAGGCAUGAUACUUGUCAAUACAACAUAAACCAGUAUGAUUACUGAUAAAACGUAUCAAAAAUGUUAUUUCAUUCAAGAUUCGCCAUAUUUAAGACUGUCUGUAACAUGUUUCAACAAAUUUUGACUUCAGUUCAGUUUUCCAUAGAAUGUGUCGGCUGCGCAGAAAGAUGCGCAUAAAAAACUAUCGGAAUUCCCUUUAAGGAAAGACAUUUUGUCGACUCAUAAUGAUGCAUAAAUUGGAUAUCUAAACUAUGACUUCUAUUGGCACUACUUAACUGUAAUUAUUUGUGUUGUUUUAAACGUUUUUGAUGACAAUCUUCUUUUGUUGUUCAGUGAAAAAAUAUAUUCGAUAACAUUCCUUUGUAUUGCUUAAAAAGAAAUAAAGUUCUUUUAAAAAUAGAAA
Messenger RNA from Mercenaria mercenaria, 3393 nucleotides. RefSeq lists its product as uncharacterized. Bases 195 to 1271 code for a protein of 358 amino acids. NCBI's taxonomy places the organism in Eukaryota, Metazoa, Mollusca, Bivalvia, Venerida, Veneridae. The transcript is spliced from 8 exons. The record is from RefSeq and is a predicted model, not a curated record.